This is a messenger RNA of Anneissia japonica, 1658 nucleotides long. RefSeq lists its product as uncharacterized. The coding region runs from base 182 to 1159 and encodes 325 amino acids. The record is from RefSeq and is a predicted model, not a curated record. Gene Ontology annotation, molecular function: DNA binding. The transcript is spliced from 6 exons. Lineage: Eukaryota; Metazoa; Echinodermata; Crinoidea; Comatulida; Comatulidae.
AUAUCACACCCAAGGACGAUACAUUAUUUAUGUGAAUCUCACCCUACAGUCAUCCAUGCAUAACUAUAGUAGCCAAUCAUCGUCUUUUGACGCUGUGUGUGUUUGGCGCUUUUUUGGAUUUUAAACUGCCCGUUUGAUUAAAUCAGUUCUAGAUUGUCUAUCCUUCAGAACACACGCGAACAUGUCGUCGAAUAUAUAUUUUCUAGUACAAUGGAUUGAAGAGGAAGAUUCAUGGGACGUUCUUCCAUCGAGGUUUAGUGUUAAGAGUGUACAAAAUCCAUGCGCUUUAGUCGGGACUGUUUGUGACUUUUACUGGAAGAAAGGCGAAGAGUCAUCACCAUGUCAUGUAUUAGCAUACGGAACUCAAAACGAAAUGGAAAAAAAGAGAUCCGAAGUGGCAAAGAAAGCUGAAGUAGAAGACAAUGAUGAUGAAGCCACAACCUCCUUUGGAGUUGGUAGAAGACCAAUCAAAAAGCCUGCUCGGCUUCAGAAUAACCUAGAAACGUCCGAUCAAGCCCCGCCGCAAAAGAAGAAGAAGCACACAAAUGUGACACCAUUGUCUUCAAGCACAGAAAUUUUGGCUAAAAUACGUGUGCAACAAGAAAACAAGGACAAGGAAACACCUGCAUGUCGCUGCGCAAAAUAUGAUGGCCUUAAAACUAAAUACAGCGAACUUAAAACAAAGUAUAAAGACGUAUGUAAUGAGAAUGCAGAUUUACUGAAAUAUAAAGACUUGUCAAAAAUGAUAAAAAACCUUAAGGAGUUUAAGGAGGAAAUGAAGCAGCAGGAGCCCAAUGAAGGAAAUAGCCCAUCAUCACAUAAUGUGAAACAGACUUCAAAGGUGGAUAUAGGGCACGGAAUUUUAAUGGAAAGAGGUGCCCUGCUAUGUGCCACACAAUCGAGCGAAGGCCCAACCAAACUUGUGAGAAGUUUAUUCAGGUCUUUAUUUAAGGUUGAAGAAGUGGUCGGGAAGAGCAUCACUGGCCGAAAAAGUAACGCUCACUUGACCACUACUGAGCCAAAGGAGCAGUUAGAUCCGCAGAGAAUUGGGGCCAUCAUAGAUUUCACGAUGAAGAAAUUCCCAAACACUUCAGUUGCUUUGCUGAGGCAAUCAUUGGCCAAUAAAGUCAAAGAACUAAACAAAAUUAAGGCGAAUUAAUUCAAUUUAUAUUUAUGUCCAUCCGUUUAACCAUAGCUCAACUAACGAAUGCCUAAACCUAAGAGGCCAGACUGUAUAUAGAUUCCAGUAACUAACAUAAUUUCAAUACCUUUAGAAUUAUAUUACUGUAACGAUUAUGAUGGACAAAUUUAAUAAGUUAUUAUCGUUGAUUUUAAAAUGUACUGUUUGUAACAAACUGGGAGGGAUUUUUUUAGUAUGUGAAUUUGAUCUUAUAUUUCACCAUUUUUACAAUGUAAAAUAUAACAUUAAUAAUAAAUAACCAUUGUCAUUAUCAUUGUUCUUAAAUAAAUCUAUUUUAAAAAUCGUACAAACUUAGGGGUUUUGUAAUAUGUUAAUAUGUAUUUUAAGUUAUCUAUUUAUUUCAGCAUUUUUUUAUAGUACUGUAAUACAUAACAUUAACAAUGAUUCUCAAAUAAUUCUCUAGUUUAAAAAAAUAUAUUUAAAGUUAUCUCUUAAUACAUCAAAAAACAUAGCAAGU